CUUAUAGAAAUGUCCAAUUCAUUUAGACCAAGCAAAUGCACACACACAUACCAAAAUUAUGGCUCAGUCAGUGUCCCCUACAGCAGCAGCUACACUAACCUCACUAUCAACCAAGAAGAAUGCCCGUUUGAGUUCUUUUAAAGUUUUGGCUUGUCAAUUGGACGCAAAGAUUAAUGUCUCUCGCAGAAGUUUGGCCUUGAGCUUGGCUGGAGUAGCGGCGGCGCUGAAUGGAGGUAACAACAAUGCAAAUGCCGCUGCAAGAAGGCCUCCACCACCCCCGCCAACGGAGAAAAAGGAUCCAAAUGUGAGUGGUGUGUUGGCUAAAGUAUUAGCUAGCAAGAGGAGAAAGGAGGCUAUGAAAGAGUCCAUCGCCAAGCUAAGAGAGAAAGGGAAGCCUGUCAAAGAAGUACCAUCUGAAUAGUUUGU
This is a messenger RNA of Solanum verrucosum, 426 nucleotides long. RefSeq lists its product as uncharacterized. The record is from RefSeq and is a predicted model, not a curated record. The transcript has 2 exons. NCBI's taxonomy places the organism in Eukaryota, Viridiplantae, Streptophyta, Magnoliopsida, Solanales, Solanaceae. Bases 59 to 421 code for a protein of 120 amino acids.